Molecule: messenger RNA, 1567 nt
Organism: Pelmatolapia mariae (spotted tilapia)
Lineage: Eukaryota; Metazoa; Chordata; Actinopteri; Cichliformes; Cichlidae
Product: cytochrome c oxidase assembly factor 5
Exons: 3
Coding region: 125-352 (75 amino acids)
Biological process (GO): mitochondrial respiratory chain complex IV assembly
Cellular component (GO): mitochondrion
Source: RefSeq, a predicted model, not a curated record
UCAGAAAGAUGGUAGCUUACAGCUUUCAUAAUAACAUCGGUUUUAGUGCUGUGAACUAGCUGAUUUUUGUCACUUGUUAGUUUACUAGUACGGUGAUAACUGGUGUUAAAUUGAAUUCCGAACAAUGCCGAAAUAUUACGAAGACAAAGAGGAGGAUAACAGAGCAUGCGCAGGCAUCAGAGAAGACUUUAAGGCAUGUCUCCUUCAGCACGACUGUGUUGUUAAGGAGGGAAAGAAACCCAGUGAGUGUCUAAAGGAAGGCCACUGCAAAGCCCUGCAGACAUCCUUCUUUGAGUGCAAGAGGUCAAUGCUGGACGCGAGGUCGAGAUUCAGAGGAAGGAAAGGAGAAUGAAGAACCAGGCGAAAUCUGAUGCAUCUUUUUAGGGUUCAAGCAGCUCUGAGUACGUGCAUUGAUGUCCAGGGAAUGUUCCAGCGUUACAAAUACCUGCUGUGGACAUGUGUUGAGAAAGUUGGUGACGCACUGAAAACAGGAUUACCGACUAAUCAAGCUAAGUGCAGGACUGGGGACAAAACCUGUACAACUCUUCUGAUUGAUGAGAGUUUUUAUUUCUUGGGAGAAAAAUGUUGGAUGAGUGUGUGUUUAAGGAAAUGCAAACACUUGUAAUAAAUUAAUGAUUACAAUGGACAAGAGUUUGCUUCAAAACAUUAUAUUGAACUUCUGAUUGAUAGAAAACUUGUCUACAGUAUACACAUUAUACAAAUGAGGUGUCCUACACAGGGGCAGUGCUAUGUCAGUCAGUUCCCAGGUGUAGCUUGCAGUUUCUGCUCUAUGCAGGGUGCUGACUUAUGACCACCAUUGCAAACAGUUUAAUAUCUCACUUGUUACAGUUUCUUCAGUCACAGAACAAGCAAAUCAAGUUCUUCAUGUCCCCCCCAUGUACCUUCACAGUUGGGUCAUUCCACAAUUAAAGUCAGUUCGACCCCUUCAGAAUUACACUAUAAUUAAAACAGAUGUGGCUCAAAACUCUUUAUUUUUGAGUCCUUGUAACUUCUUAAGUAUCAGAGUGAGCUCAAAUUCUCAAGAAUGAAAAACAAAUGUAUUAAAUUCCACUCAGUAUCAUUAAAUAAAGAAAUGUCUGAUUUUUAUUCAAGACCUUUUUUUUCCUUCUUAUGAUCAACUCUGAGCAUCGAUAUCAUGGGAUGUGUCUGUUUCAGUAGCAAAACUACAACACUUGUCCAUCACAGUAAUUAUGAAGGAAAUAUAAAGGCUUUCUAAAAUCCUAGCUGGAGAUGUCGCCGAUCACAACAGUGAUUAUAAACUUUCUGUUAAGCAGGGCUCUUUAUUUUAGGCUCUGCAUUCUUUCACAUAAUAAUGGGUGUUUUACAUGCCACGCAACUCUUCUUCCUUAUGAAGGCAUGGCUGUAGCUGAGCAAAUCAUCGACUAAUGGAAGACUGGUGGUUUGAUCAGAAUACAGAAUUAGAAUACUUUAUUAAUGCCUAAGGAAAUUAUGUCAAUUUUAAUACUCGAACAGGGACUUGGACCCUCAAUCAUCGCAUUCACAAACCUGGACGUCCAUGUUGCCCGCCCCAUUAAAACAAAACUGU